AAAACUCGGAACUAUUAAGUUAAACACAAGUUUCCAGACGGACAGUCAGUAGUGAGGGCACGAGCUCUACCAUGAGCUGCUAGAUAGUGAUAUAAGUUUCUGUAUAGUUGUUUUAUUGGAUGAAUGUGUGUAUUUAAUGUGAGAUCGGAUUAUCUGUGUGAGAUUGGAUUAUCUGUGUGAUUAUACGCGUGUUUAUUCUGAUUAAUUGAACUGGAGCAGUAGGAGAGACGGCGGAGAGUACAGAAUCAGUUCCACCUUCAGCACAGCAGCAACUCCUCCUUCUCCUUUAACUUCUCCACUGAGCUCGUUCCCUCCUCCCCCCCGGAGCACCAUGGACCCGAGCGAGACGCGUCCGGGCCACGAGUCAGAAACCGGCUCGGGUUUCGCUUUCAACUUCCAGACCCCUGCAGCAGCGGCGCAGACAGAGGCCGAGCCGGAUCCGAGCGCGGGGGGAACGGAGACGGGCGAGGCGGCCCGAGACUCCAAACCCACUGCCAAGAAGAAGAAGAAGAAGAAGAAGAAAUCGGGAGUGAGUGGAGGAGAGGAAGCUGGACUGGAGAACGUCAGCAAACCAGGAGAGGAAGUGGCUGAGCAGGAGAGCACCAAGCUGACUCCUGAGCAGCAGCUGAGUCGAGAACUAGACUGGUGUAUUGAGCAGCUUGAGUUGGGAUUGAGAACUCAAAAGUCUUCAACCAAACAAAGAGAGGAAGCCUCUCGUGCUCUGAAGACUCUGCGCAGCUCCAAAGCCCCGGUGGUGAAGAAGAGGCAGGUGAUGCGAGCCGUGUCCGGAGACUACCGCAAGAAGAUGGAGGAGGACCGGGAAAGACAGCAAAAACUGAUCCGCUCAGCGAUGUCAUUGGCGACGGUGACGCGCGUCUCCGAGCCGCGCUGUAGAGCGGCGUACACACGGCACGUCCCGACUCGCCAACCUGCAGCACACGCAGACGUCAGCCCGCCUCCACUUCCUGCCGAGCAGACGGGCGGAGACAGAUUCGUGCUCAGACCCUCAGGACAGGAGUUUCGCUUUAACUUCGACGUCUGACAGAGACCCACAAACACGUCAUGUGACAUAAUGCACAUCAGUAUUGGACACCUGAGAUCUUCUUAAACGUCCCAGUCCACGUUUAGUCCCCGUUUUGCUGUUUGAGAGAUUUAUUUAACCAUCCACCUUCCAUCCAACAUCCAUCUUCCACACUUUCCAUACAUCUUCAAUCCAUCCAUCUGACUUCCAUCCAUCGUCCAGACACAAGUUUUCAAAGUCAGGUUCCAUAAGGUUUAGCAGGAGAUCAUCUAGAUCUUCCAAGGCGUGGUGAAGAAUCAGGUGGAAAAGUUGGCUGUCUGAAUACUAAUGUGUUCCAGGGUGGAGUUUUCAUUAAGUCACGUGUGAUUUAUAGUAAAAAUAUUGUUGUAUAUACAUUUUUGUAGACCUGUCGCGCGCCGGUUGUAGCGUUGCCAUGGCAACGUGACGUAACGGCGUUGUGGGAAAAAAACACAUUUUUUGUCUUUAAAACAACGAAACGUUUGUGGAAUGCUGUUGUUUCCUAAGUUGUUGUCUUUAAAUACUGCUAAUAAAAAUGUGAUAAUUCGAUAAACAACAA
Molecule: messenger RNA, 1598 nt
Organism: Silurus meridionalis
Lineage: Eukaryota; Metazoa; Chordata; Actinopteri; Siluriformes; Siluridae
Gene: c4h8orf33
Product: chromosome 4 C8orf33 homolog
Exons: 5
Coding region: 332-1042 (236 amino acids)
Source: RefSeq, a predicted model, not a curated record